ACUCGUUCGAGUGUCUUCUAUAAAACCCCCUCAAUAAAAUCUUUAAACAAACAAACAAAAACCACACACUUAUAUAUUUGUUUUUUUUUUUUGUUAUAUUUCUGGGUUUCAAGUCGGAUCCAUGGCUACUGAUUAUGAGUUCAAAAAGAUUCAGAUUCAAAGAGACGAUACUACUUUUGAUGCUUAUUUGGUUGGAAAAGAAGAUGCUCCUGGAAUUGUUGUGAUUCAGGAGUGGUGGGGAGUUGAUUUUGAGAUUAAGAACAAUGCUGUUAAAAUAGCAAAACUUGGCUACAAAGCACUUAUACCAGAUUUGUACCGUGGAAAGGUUGGUCUUGAUGCAGAAGAAGCACAUCAUCUGAUGAGUGGUCUUGACUGGCAAGGUGCAGUGAAGGAUAUUGAGGCUUCAGUUAACUGGCUCAAGGCCAAUGGCUCACAGAAGGUUGGUGUGACUGGGUAUUGCAUGGGUGGUGCGCUAACUAUUGCAAGUGCUGUUCUAGUCCCCGGGAUUGAGGCUGCUGUAGCAUUUUAUGGAGUACCUCCUCCAGUGCUUGCAGAUCCAGCCAACACAAAAGUACCUAUACAAGCUCAUUUUGGGGAUGCUGAUGAUGUUGUUGGAUUUUCAGAUAUCAAGGCUGCUAAAGCUCUAGAAGAGAAACUGAAGGCCGCAGGGAAACCAUGCGAAGUACAUGUGUACCCUGGUGUAGGACAUGCAUUUAUGAACACUUCUCCUGAAGGCAUUGCGAGGAGAAAGGCCGCGGGACAGUCGGAAGACUGUGAACCUGCUUCUCAGUUGGCAUGGUCUCGUUUCCAGUCCUGGAUGAAUAAAUAUUUAUCAGCCUGAAGUUGAAGCAUAAACAAUGUAUGAGCUAUCAAACAAUUACCAGUUUCCAGGUAAUAAUAAACUGAAUCACAAUCUUGAGAGAUGCUCAAAGAUUUGUGAAAUUUGAUGUUAUAAUGGUGUGGGUCUUGUUUGUAUAAAAAUGUUAAUCGUUCUAUGGCUAAGUUGGUUUUAAAAUCUAA
This is a messenger RNA of Erigeron canadensis, 1020 nucleotides long. Its product is annotated as protein usf. Lineage: Eukaryota; Viridiplantae; Streptophyta; Magnoliopsida; Asterales; Asteraceae. Gene Ontology annotation, molecular function: hydrolase activity. The coding region runs from base 122 to 841 and encodes 239 amino acids. The record is from RefSeq and is a predicted model, not a curated record. The transcript has 5 exons.